This is a messenger RNA of Cydia pomonella (codling moth), 1601 nucleotides long. RefSeq names its product dolichyl-diphosphooligosaccharide--protein glycosyltransferase 48 kDa subunit (gene Ost48). Bases 67 to 1374 code for a protein of 435 amino acids. The record is from RefSeq and is a predicted model, not a curated record. NCBI's taxonomy places the organism in Eukaryota, Metazoa, Arthropoda, Insecta, Lepidoptera, Tortricidae. The transcript is spliced from 7 exons. Gene Ontology annotation, cellular component: endoplasmic reticulum membrane; oligosaccharyltransferase complex.
CUCUGUGGUCAUUUAAGUACACGUCACGAUAGAAUUUCAUUUGGCGUAGGUUAAUUAGCCGAUAAAAUGAAGUUUUCUAUUAUUUUAGGAAUAAUAGCCACCUGUUCUUUGGCUCUAGCCGAACAGGAAACUCUAGUUUUAGUAGAUAAUCUUAAUGUUCGGGAGACGCACUCUCAAUUCUUCAAGUCUCUUCAGGAUCGUGGUUAUACAUUAACAUUCAAGCUAGCCGACGACGCCAACCUCGUCCUGUCCAAGUAUGGCGAGUACCUGUACAAGAAUCUGAUCGUGUUUGCGCCUUCGGUGCUGGAGUUCGGCGGGCAGCUUGACACGGAAGCCAUCACCAGGUUCAUUGAUGAUGGAGGCAACCUGCUCAUGGCUGGCAAUGCGGCCGCUGGCGACAUCUACCGGGAGAUUGCUUCUGAAUGUGGUUUUGAGAUGGAUGAGGAGUCCGCUGCUGUCAUUGACCACUUCAACUAUGAUGUCUCCGACGAGGGUGAACACACUAGGAUUGUGGUGUCUCCCAAAAACUUGAUCAAUGCCCCAACCAUUGUGGGCACUCAGAACCUGCAGCCUCUGCUGUUUGAGGGCACGGGUCUCAUCUUGGAUAAGGAUAACAGCCUGGUGCUGCCGAUCCUGACUGCUGACAGUACAGCUUACAGUUACAAUCCUAAAAGUCAGGUUAAAGAGUACCCGCACGCCGUAGGCCGCAAGACUGUUCUUAUUGCGGCACUUCAGGCCCGUAACAAUGCCCGCGUCAUCUUCAGUGGCUCUCUCUACUUCUUCUCGGAUGAGGCCUUCAGUUCCCCUGUGUCUAAGAUUCAUGGCGACAAGAUAAAAUCCGACGUGUCCGGCAACAAGGCGCUCGCGGCGUCCCUCAGCUCGUGGGCGUUCGGCGAGCGCGGCCGCCUGCGCGUGCGCAGCGUCCGCCACCAGCGCCGGGGCGACCAGCACUCGUCGGAUACCUACACCAUCACGGACACCGUCGUCUACAGAAUCGAAAUCGAUGAGCUGAAGAACGGAAAAUGGCAGCCGUUCGACGCCAACGACGUGCAGCUCGAGUUCGUGCGCAUCGAUCCAUUCAUUCGCACCACGCUGCAGAAGAAGCCAGGUGGCGUUUACGAAGCCGUGUUCAAGGUCCCUGAUGUGUGGGGCGUGUACCAGUUCAAAGUGGAUUAUGAUAGGACUGGGUACACGAGGUUGUACCAUUCUACACAGGUGUCGGUGCGUCCGCUGCAGCACACACAGUACGAGCGCUUCAUCCCCAGCGCCUACCCAUACUACGUGAGCGCCUUCUCCAUGAUGAUUGGCGUGUUCCUUUUCUCUUUCGUCUUCCUCUACUACAAGGAGGACUCGCCCAAGGCCAAGAGCGAGUAGGGUCCCUACUGAGAGGUCAAUCAACUUUUCUGUUACAUGCUCUGGGUAAAGACCCAAGAGGUUGAAGUAUUUGAAAGAGACCGAAAAAUACAGUUUACUGAAAUAACAAUACAACAAAAGUUGGUUGACCUAAGUUUUUAUAACUUAAGAAACAGUGCUAGUUAAGUUUCUGUGUGAAAGGCACUAAAUGUAUGCUGAUAAUAAAGAUCAAUUUUAUAUGAAAAAAA